CGGAGGCGCGAUGGUGCGCAAGCUGAAGUUCCACGAGCAGAAGCUGCUCAAGAAGCUCGACCUGGUGAACUGGGAGGCGGCCUCGGGCAACCUGGCCGAGCUGCGCGUCCUGCGGCGCUACCGCCUGCAGCGCCGGGAGGACUACACGCGCUACAACCAGCUGAGCCGGGCGGUGCGGGAGCUGGCCCGCCGCCUGCGGGACCUGGGCGAGGCCCCCGAGUCGGCCGCCUUCCGGGCGCGCUGCACGGCCGCCCUGCUGGAGAAGCUGCACGGCCUGGGGCUGGUGGGCUCCCGGCGCUCGCUGGAGCAGUGCGAGCGCGUCUCGGCCUCCUCCUUCUGCCGCCGCCGCCUGCCCUCGCUCCUCCUCAAGCUCCGCAUGGCCCAGCACAUGAAGGCCGCCGUCGCCUUCGUGGAGCAGGGCCACGUGCGGGUGGGGCCCCAGGUGGUCACCGACCCGGCCUUCCUGGUCACCCGCGCCAUGGAGGACUUCGUCACCUGGACCGACGCCUCCCGCAUCCGCCAGCACGUGCUCGACUACAACCAGGAGCGCGACGACUUCGACCUGGCCUGCUGA
Euleptes europaea (tarantolino) is the source of this 574-nucleotide messenger RNA. RefSeq names its product IMP U3 small nucleolar ribonucleoprotein 3 (gene IMP3). Gene Ontology annotation, cellular component: Mpp10 complex; small ribosomal subunit; small-subunit processome. The record is from RefSeq and is a predicted model, not a curated record. Gene Ontology annotation, molecular function: rRNA binding; snoRNA binding; structural constituent of ribosome. Gene Ontology annotation, biological process: rRNA processing. The coding region runs from base 11 to 574 and encodes 187 amino acids. NCBI's taxonomy places the organism in Eukaryota, Metazoa, Chordata, Lepidosauria, Squamata, Sphaerodactylidae. The transcript has a single exon.